AUGCCUGGCGUUCCAUCAAGUCGAGCCUGUGAGGGAUGUCGGCAGCAAAAAAAGAAGUGUGAUGAAUUAAAACCCAAAUGUUCGCGGUGUACUCGCGCACGGAUUCCAUGUGUCAAUAAUGGAGCCCGACGCUUCAAGUUUCAAUACCUGCAAGUCACCACCUCGAAGCCAGAAGAGCAUCCUGUCGAGAGCUCGGCCACUAUUUUGGUCCCCACUACAACCCACAAGGCCGACGACAGCCAGCCACGAGUCGCAAACACUAAAGCUAAACGAGCCCACCAUACCAGCGGUAGAAAAGGGUGCGAUAAUUGCAGAACCCGGAAAGUACCUUGCGACGAGGUGAGGCCAGCAUGCACACAGUGUGUCUCUACCGGCCGCAGGUGUGAUAGCUAUGCGACUACACCAGCCAUUGAGCUCUCCAAGUCACAAAACCCUCCGAUUUGGGCCCUUCAGGCUGUGGCCAGCCCUAUUCCGCCUCUCCCUGACAAAAACCGCAAGGAAUUGCGCAGUUUCCGUUUCUUCGUGGAUGUGACAGCGCCUACUCUAGGAGACGCCUUUAAUGCUAUAUUUUGGAAGGCGGAAAUCCCUAGAGCCUGCUAUCUUGACGGUGCCAUCUGGCAUGCAAUUAUUAGCCUCGCGUCGGCUCAUGAAUCUGCUGUUUCCACUAUACCUGCUGGCAUGUCUACAACACCUGACAACUUGCAUACCCUUAUGCACUAUAACCUAGCCGUCCAGAACCUGCUCAAGUCUUACUCACCCGAGGGCUGGUGGCGGGUUCUUACCCUUAGCAUUCUUUUUACCUCUAUCUGCUGCUUGGAGAACAAGUACAACGAGGCACAGAUGCAUUUCAAGUAUGGAUACAAGCUGAUAUGCGAUAUUUCUACGCCCGAACAUCCAGACCCGCAUGGAUCUCUGCCCGACGAACGAGCUCCAAAUUGGAACCGGUUGCAAGGCCGAGUACCCAUACCGGUAUCUGUUGACUCUCUUCGAUCCAUGGUCGAAGCCUUCGAACUGCAAUGUCGCAAGCUCGAUGCUGCUAAAAGCCAAUAG
Molecule: messenger RNA, 1050 nt
Organism: Penicillium concentricum
Lineage: Eukaryota; Fungi; Ascomycota; Eurotiomycetes; Eurotiales; Aspergillaceae
Product: Zn(II)2Cys6 transcription factor domain-containing protein
Exons: 2
Coding region: 1-1050 (349 amino acids)
Biological process (GO): regulation of DNA-templated transcription
Molecular function (GO): zinc ion binding; DNA-binding transcription factor activity, RNA polymerase II-specific
Source: RefSeq, a predicted model, not a curated record